CGCAGAUAUUUAUAUUUAUACAGCCGCACUGCUGGCGAAUAUGGAGAAAACCGACGACUUUUACAUCUACUACUACUCUGGGCACCAGGUCGAUUUGGAAACGAGUUCUUUCGCUUUGAAAUUACCAGCAACGGGCACCUGCAGUAUGCCAACAACUCCAACUACCGCCGCGAUAGCAUUAUCCGCAAGCAGCUGACACUGAGCCCGGCCCUUUUGAACGAAAUAAAGCGGAUAAUAGCUGACAGCGAGAUCAUGUAUGAAAGCGACAGAAAGUGGCCCAAGAGAGACAACAACGGCAGACAACAGUUGGAAAUUACAAUGGACGGCAAGAGCAUUAAUUUUGAAGCGGCUAGAAUUGGCUCGCUUGUUGAUAUUCAGGGCACUGAUGAUCCUGAGGGUCUUCGCGUGCUGUACUAUUUGGUCCAGGACUUCAAGUGCCUGAUCUUAUCACUCAUUUCUCUCCACUUUAAGAUCAAGCCGAUUGCCUAA
This is a messenger RNA of Kickxella alabastrina, 489 nucleotides long. RefSeq names its product mago nashi-like protein 2. Gene Ontology annotation, cellular component: exon-exon junction complex; nucleus. The record is from RefSeq and is a predicted model, not a curated record. The annotation marks the transcript as partial. The transcript is spliced from 2 exons. Lineage: Eukaryota; Fungi; Kickxellomycota; Kickxellomycetes; Kickxellales; Kickxellaceae. Gene Ontology annotation, biological process: RNA splicing.